Arctia plantaginis is the source of this 3189-nucleotide messenger RNA. Lineage: Eukaryota; Metazoa; Arthropoda; Insecta; Lepidoptera; Erebidae. The record is from the annotation of a GenBank genome assembly.
AUGGUGGAGAUAAUCGGCAUUGCAAUACAAAUUGAGAAUUACAACCGUGCAUGUAGCUUGCAACGACAACGGCUCUUUAAAUUGGAGUUGGAAGAUAGUUCACACGACAAUACCAAAAGAAACAGUCUAAAAGAACAAGAAAAUCUACAAUCAACUCAACACCACGCAGUUAGAAAGAAUUUCGAAGAUGCCUUAACACUCCCAACAUCAGACCCUCCUAAUUUUAUAGAGAGUUACAACAUGGGCUUUGUGACCACACCUUCUCCAGACAAGUUCUCUAUAACUAUACCUUCAUCAUUCACAAGACCGAAAACUUCUUCUCAUGAAUAUUCAUUAUCCAAAUUCAGCUUCGAAAUACCCAAACUGCCUACCCAUCCACAUUACACAUUCACUUUGACAACGGAGGAGCCUCCUACCCGAGAGCCUACCACCUUCUGGUCAGUGUUCUUCAGCGCUGGUUUCCAAAACUCUAAAGACUUACAGCUGGGCGAUGUUGACGUUAAUACAACUCCUGACUAUGAUCAUCCGCCGGCGAUACUUGAACUAGACGAUGAAUAUAAAAAUGCUGAAGCGGCCUUACAAUCCGUGUUUGGACUCAACAACACAGACCAAGCUGAUACUAUUAAAUUAUUAGAUAAAGUUGAGAAAGUAAUUGGUAAUAUAAAAUCUGUUUUUGAGGGUAAAAGUAUCACACGACCCUCUAAUGAUGACGAAAAGCUUGAGAAAUUUACCGACUUUAUCCACAAUCUUAUAAAAAGAUUAAAGACAUAUGACGACAAAGAUGUGGAAUACUUUAUCACAAUAUUCAAUGAUGAAAUUCGAAAAUACAAUUACAAAGGCUGUAAAUUUCACGAACUGUUAGAAAAUUAUAAUCUGAGAAGGUUUCUGAGCAAUAUGCUAAGUAAACUGCAAAAUCAGUCAGGUGCUACAAUUAAAAAUAGUUUAGAAGUGAUAGCAAACAAAAUAGAAGACGACAAAUUUAACAAAAAUGAAAAAAAUCUCGUUGACUUCAUUAAUUCUGUGUACAGACAAGACUCUGUUAAAAAAUUUCAAAACUUUCUGACCCAAAUUGAUACUUAUAAAUUAAACAGUGACACGAAGGAUCGAAAUCUCGUGAAAAUAAUCAAAGAAGGCGUAAGAUCUAUCAUAUUUGAUUAUUAUUCUCAAUUAAAUAAUAACGCUAGAAAUGCAUUGAAACAUCAAGUUAACGAUUUCUGGAACAAUUUGUCUCAAAACGAGUCAUUUCAGCUGGAAAAUUCAUUUAAAUCUUCCAGGACACAAAACUUUAGAUAUAAAAUUAAAAAGAAAAAUAACUUAAAUCCCAAAGAAAUCUUUGAUUCAAAACCAGAUUUAAAAAAUAAUAUAAUAAAAAGUGAAGUCAAAAAGCAAAGUAUUUAUCUUUUGAACUCCAUCAAAGCACCAAAAUCAGAUAAAAGAUUUAGAAAUGACGAACAUGUAAACAUAAAUCAAACAACUCAAUCUGAUAACGAAUUUAUUGACAUAAAAAAGCAAAAGCAAAAUGACAAUAGUGGACUUCAAACUAUUUCACCAUUUAUUUUUACCACCAGACUCUUAAAGGCAAGACGACAGGUGUUAACAUUUAAGACUUUAUAUCCAGACCUUGUGCCUGAGUGGACUUCAGUGACACAAUUUCCUUCAAGAAGAUUUAUGUCAUAUGGAUCUCCAGUGCGUCAUCACAAUGCUGAAAAAAGGAAACUAUUCCGUAAGCGCAGUCGAGUGAAAGGUAGACGAUUGGUUCAGAAAUCAGGUGAUCCAUCAGAAGUUAGUGUACGUAACUCUCGUAUACCAAGAAUGAAAAAAAAAUCUCUAACGUUUGGACAUAAAGUACCCGUAAAGAAAAUUGGUUUACGUUCCAGAAAACCGGUGAGACAUUUAACGACAUAUAAAACUAAACGACAAAAGCGAAUUCGACCAUUGCGCACAAAUAUGGAGCUGAGAACAUCUAAACGUAGAAGGCUCGGCAUCCGAGGACAUUCAUUGUUUACCCAGGUCGAAAACAAUUAUAGGAGGUCCAAUAUAAUAGACUCUAUGGUUUCUCAGGAAGGUCUUUCCAUAGAUUUGCCAGAAGUACAUAAAGACAAUUUCAGAAGAAGUGAAACAAAUUUCACUCACCCUGACCCUGGCUUACAUCAUCAAAUGACACAGAGUAUACCAGCAAACGUCAACAAUGAAAUACAUAACACAACUGUAACAAUAAGUGAUAUAAAUAAUGCACUCUCUAAUGAGAAGGACGAUGAUGAGAAUGAUGUAAUGUUUAAUGAACGUUUAAAUAAAGUUCAAAAAACAUUCCAGGUUAACUCUAUAGUCGAAGAUAAAAAUUUGACAGAACUAGAGAUUAUCAAGGCUUUUGAAGUAAACACUCAGCCUAACAAUAACUGGGAUGCCCAUAAAAUAUUUAAUGGAGAAAAAUACCAAACUGUAAACAAUAAUGAACAAACAUAUCAGUUUAAUGUCCAAAAUAAACAAGAUGAGAGUUCAAUUUUCAACUUCAGAGCUAAACAUACCGGUAACGAAACCGAAAUUGAGUCAAAAAGAAAUGAUCAGAAUAAAAAUACAUUUAUUUCUGAAUUAAAAUAUUCUAAAGCUAUCGAACUUGAGAGAAAGGAUGACAUAAGACAAUCUGUAUUUGAAAAAAAAGACAAUUACGACGAAAACCAGCUCAACAAAGAUAUUAAAGGAAAUAAUGUUAAAACAGAUAAUGAUUUUAAAUCAUUUAUAGAAGAUUAUGGUAAUAGCUUAAAUGAAUUAACACAUUACAAAAUAAGAAACAACAGAGUGACGGUGAAUUCAGAACUUGCAAAUAAUAUUGAAAAAGAUGUAGACACAAGAACCACACCUAAGGCAACUUUAUCUUCAACAACAACCACAUCUGUAACCGAAAGUCCCACCACAUCUGCACCAAUGGUUGUUACCACAUUACUACCACCUAUCGGUCCUUCUACAAUCUCAUCAGUUAAUGAGAAACAAAACCUAGACAAAACAUCUAUUAAUUCUUUUUUUGAUGCAAAUUUCAUCAAACUUUUGAUGAAAACAAAGACACAACAAACGACUACUCCAAAUUCAGCUGCGGGGAGGUAUUUUAAUCAUGAUGGGGUUAUUAUGGAUAGUAUGGAGAAGUUAAAAGAAGAAGUAGCUGAAGCUACUAAUCUGAAUUAUGAGGAACAGUAG